UUUUUAAUCCCCGCACCAAGCGCUUAACCUCAUUGGGGUGGAGGAGAAGGCGGCGGCCGUCUGGUCCGCAGAGGCAACGGGAGCGAAUAAUACGGCCAAUGGACUGCUGAAUUAUGAAGUAUUUCAGACCCAGGAGGAGAGCGUCACUCUGCCACUCACUCCCUUCUCCUCUACUAGUUAUUUAAAUUGGACUUUUAAUAUCCUCCCAGCUGCUCUUCAGCCACACAUGGUGCAUUGCUGCCAUUCCCCGGAUUGCAUCUUUGACACACAAGCUCUUAGUAACCUUCAGCAAACAAAGAGGCCGCCUCUGGGGGCCGCUCACGGGGAGGGCGUCACCCCCACCGCCCUCUAGCUUCGCGGCUCUGGAUUGGAAUUCCGCCAUGGAGCCUCGCAUGGAGGCCUGCCUGGCACAGGUGCUGCAGAAGGAUGUGGGGAAACGACUGCAGGUUGGCCAAGAACUGAUAGACUAUUUCUCAGACAAACAGAAGUCUGCCGACCUCGAGCAUGACCAGACCAUGUUAGACAAACUUGUGGAUGGACUCGCUACCUCUUGGGUGAACUCUAGCAAUUAUAAGGUGGUUCUCCUGGGCAUGGACAUCCUGUCCGCGCUGGUCACCCGGCUGCAGGAUCGGUUCAAGGCGCAGAUCGGUACAGUGCUGCCGAGUUUAAUAGACAGACUGGGAGAUGCUAAAGACUCUGUGAGGGAGCAAGACCAGGCCCUGCUGCUGAAGAUCAUGGAUCAGGCUGCUAAUCCCCAGUACGUGUGGGACCGGAUGCUUGGCGGCUUCAAGCACAAGAACUUUCGCACCCGGGAAGGCACGUGUCUCUGUCUCGUGGCCACCCUCAACAGCUCUGGAGCUCAUACGUUAACACUAAGCAAGAUUGUGCCACAUAUAUGCAACCUACUAGGAGAUCCCAACAGCCAGGUUCGAGAUGCAGCAAUAAACAGCUUAGUGGAAAUUUACAGACAUGUAGGAGAACGUGUGAGGGCAGAUCUCAGUAAGAAAGGAUUGCCACAGUCCCGGUUGAAUGUAAUUUUUACAAAAUUUGAUGAAGUCCAAAAAUCUGGAAACAUGAUACAAUCUGCGAAUGAUAAAAACUUUGAUGAUGAAGAUUCUGUGGAUGGUAAUAGACCUUCUUCCGCCAGCUCUACGUCGUCCAAAGCUCCAGCAGGCUCACGGAGAAACGUUGGAAUGGGGACCACCCGUAGGCUCGGCUCCUCCUCUCUUGGAUCCAAGUCUUCAGCUGCAAAAGAAGGAGCUGGUGCUGUUGAUGAAGAGGAUUUUAUUAAAGCAUUUGACGAUGUGCCUGUAGUCCAGAUUUAUUCCAGCCGAGACCUUGAGGAGUCCAUAAACAAGAUUAGGGAAAUAUUAUCUGAUGACAAGCAUGAUUGGGAGCAAAGAGUAAAUGCUCUAAAAAAGAUUAGAUCUUUACUCUUGGCUGGUGCUGCCGAGUAUGAUAACUUCUUCCAGCACUUACGGCUUUUGGACGGAGCCUUUAAACUGUCCGCUAAGGAUCUACGGUCUCAGGUAGUGCGGGAGGCUUGUAUCACGCUGGGGCAUCUGUCAUCAGUGCUGGGGAAUAAGUUUGACCAUGGAGCUGAAGCCAUUAUGCCAACUAUCUUUAAUUUAAUUCCAAAUAGUGCCAAAAUUAUGGCCACCUCUGGUGUUGUAGCUGUUAGGUUAAUCAUUCGGCACACACACAUCCCUAGGCUAAUACCUGUCAUAACAAGCAACUGUACCUCCAAGUCUGUUGCAGUUAGAAGGCGCUGCUUUGAAUUUUUAGAUCUACUUUUACAAGAAUGGCAGACACAUUCAUUGGAACGACACAUAUCAGUAUUAGCUGAAACGAUAAAGAAGGGAAUACAUGAUGCUGAUUCAGAAGCAAGGAUAGAAGCCAGAAAGUGUUACUGGGGUUUCCACAGUCACUUCAGCAGGGAAGCAGAGCACCUGUACCACACGCUGGAGUCCUCCUACCAGAAGGCCCUGCAGACCCACCUAAAGAGCUCGGACAGCGUGGUGUCACUGCCACAGUCAGACCGCUCAUCCUCCAGCUCCCAGGAGAGUCUCAAUCGGCCGCUCUCUGCCAAAAGAAGUCCUACUGGCAGUACCACCUCCAGAGCUUCCACGGUCAGCACCAAGUCCGCAUCCACCGCGGGGUCCCUGCAGCGGUCUCGAAGUGACAUCGACGUGAAUGCAGCUGCCAGCGCCAAAUCCAAGAUCUCCUCGGCUGCCAGCACAGCGCCCUUCAGCUCGGCGGCGGCCUUACCUCCUGGCUCGUAUGCGUCCUUAGAGUCCAGACACAUGAGGGGAGACACGGAGCCCCUAGGCCUCGACUCAGGUCGGAUCCGCACGCGACGACAAAGCUCCGGGAGUGCCACCAACGUCGCCUCUACACCUUCCGACAGUCGGGGCCGCAGUCGUGCCAAAGUGGUCUCGCAGUCCCAGCCUGGCAGCCGAUCCAGUUCCCCAGGGAAAUUGUUGGGAAGUGGUUAUAGUGGCCUUGCUGGGGGUUCCUCAAGAGGCCCACCUGUGACACCCUCUUCAGAAAAACGAAGCAAGAUUCCCAGGAGCCAGGGAUGUAGUCGAGAAACAAGUCCAAACCGCAUAGGAUUAGCACGGAGCAGCCGUAUCCCUCGACCCAGCACGAGUCAGGGGUGCAGCCGCGAUGCCAGCCGUGAGAGCAGCCGGGAUACGAGCCCUGCUCGGGGCUUCGCGCCGCUCGACCGCUUUGGGCUCGGCCAGGCAGGAAGAAUUCCUGGUUCUGUGAAUGCCAUGCGGGUUCUGAGCACCAGUACAGAUCUGGAAGCUGCUGUCGCUGAUGCUUUGCUGUUAGGAGACUCCAGGAGCAAGAAGAAGCCUGUGAGGAGGAGAUAUGAGCCCUACGGGAUGUAUUCUGAUGACGACGCCAACAGCGACGCCUCCAGCGUGUGCUCGGAGCGCUCGUACGGCUCCCGGAACGGGGGUAUCCCCCACUACCUGCGCCAGACUGAGGAUGUGGCUGAGGUGCUCAACCACUGUGCCAGCUCCAACUGGGCUGAGAGGAAGGAAGGGCUGCUGGGUCUGCAGAACCUGCUGAAGAGCCAGAGAACGCUGAGUCGAGUAGAAUUGAAAAGAUUGUGUGAGAUUUUCACCCGAAUGUUUGCUGACCCUCACAGCAAGGUUUUCAGUAUGUUUUUGGAGACCCUUGUGGAUUUUAUAAUAAUUCAUAAGGAUGACUUGCAAGACUGGCUUUUUGUUCUUCUCACACAAUUACUGAAGAAAAUGGGAGCGGAUUUACUUGGAUCUGUGCAAGCAAAAGUUCAGAAAGCUCUUGACGUCACAAGGGACUCCUUUCCAUUUGAUCAACAAUUUAACAUUUUGAUGCGAUUUAUUGUGGAUCAGACUCAAACUCCUAACCUCAAGGUCAAAGUUGCAAUCCUGAAGUAUAUUGAGUCUCUCGCCAGGCAGAUGGACCCAACAGAUUUCGUAAACUCUAGUGAGACAAGGCUUGCUGUUUCUAGAAUCAUAACCUGGACAACAGAACCAAAGAGUUCAGACGUGAGAAAGGCAGCACAAAUUGUGCUCAUCUCUCUGUUUGAAUUGAACACUCCUGAAUUUACUAUGUUACUUGGUGCCUUGCCUAAAACAUUCCAGGAUGGUGCCACCAAACUCCUGCAUAACCACCUCAAGAAUUCCAGUAACACCAGUGUGGGCUCUCCAAGCAACACCAUUGGCCGGACUCCCUCCAGGCACCCCAGCAGCCGGACCAGCCCCCUGACCUCACCCACCAACUGUUCCCAUGGUGGCCUAUCUCCAAGCAUGCUGGACUAUGAUACUGAAAACCUGAACUCUGAAGAAAUCUAUAGUUCUUUGCGUGGAGUGACAGAAGCCAUUGAAAAGUUUAGUUUUCGAAGCCAAGAGGAUCUGAAUGAGCCCAUUAAAAGAGAUGGCAGAAAGGACUGCGAUAUUGUGUCCCGUGACGGUGGCAUCGCCUCCCCUGCCACCGAGGGCCGGGGUGGCAGCGAGGUGGUGGAAGGAGGCCGGACGGCUCUGGACAACAAGACUUCCCUCCUCAACACCCAGCCCCCUCGCGCCUUCCCAGGGCCACGGGCGCGGGACUACAGCCCCUACCCCUACUCGGACACCAUCAGCGCCUAUGACAAGACAGCCCUGAAGGAGGCCGUGUUCGACGACGACAUGGAGCAACUGCGAGAUGUGCCCAUUGACCACUCGGACCUGGUGGCAGACCUCCUGAAGGAGCUGUCCAACCACAACGAGCGGGUGGAGGAGCGGAAGGGUGCGCUGCUGGAGCUGCUCAAGAUCACGCGCGAGGACAGCCUGGGCGUCUGGGAGGAGCACUUCAAGACCAUCCUGCUGUUGCUGCUUGAGACACUCGGGGACAAGGAUCAUUCCAUCCGAGCACUGGCUCUCAGAGUGUUGCGGGAAAUCCUGAGAAACCAGCCAGCAAGGUUUAAAAACUACGCGGAGCUGACGAUCAUGAAGACACUGGAAGCUCACAAAGACUCCCACAAGGAGGUGGUGAGGGCUGCCGAGGAGGCCGCAUCCACGCUGGCCAGUUCCAUCCACCCAGAGCAGUGCAUCAAAGUGCUGUGCCCCAUUGUCCAGACAGCCGACUAUCCCAUCAACCUGGCCGCCAUCAAGAUGCAGACCAAAGUCGUCGAGAGGAUUGCCAAGGAGUCCUUGCUGCAGCUCCUCGCAGACAUCAUCCCAGGCCUGCUGCAGGGUUACGACAACACCGAGAGCAGCGUGCGCAAGGCCAGCGUGUUUUGCUUAGUGGCAAUUUAUUCCGUAAUUGGAGAAGAGUUGAAACCUCACCUGGCACAGCUUACGGGGAGCAAGAUGAAGCUGCUCAACUUAUACAUAAAGAGGGCGCAGACCACGAACAGCAACAGCAGCUCCUCCUCUGAUGUCUCCACCCACAGCUAAUGCAACGCCAGAAUCUCUGUGUAGCCCUGGAAGCAAUCGGUGGUGCCUCAGAGACCUCCCCUCCACCCCCCAUCGGCUGCCCAGUCAGGACCAGAGGCCUGCAAAUAUUUAUUACAAUCAGUAUUUUGAUCCCUUCCAGCUUUUGUGUAGAAUCAUACUGGUAUUGAAUGUAAGGGAAGCAAGGCCUGUAUUUCAUCUUCCUGCAGAACAGAAGGAAUAAGAAAAGAGCCAUACUCAAACCGUCUCGUCCAGCCUGCUGAGGUUGUAAAACCGUGUGUGUGGGGUGCAGUUCUUAAAAGUCAGAGCUCUCUAGCUGAUACAUGGUAGAAAGUAGCGUGUUCUCUUCAGUUAAUAACCAGGAGGUUUGAGGAGGCUGUAUUGAGUUGUGUUUCUCUUUCAUUCUGGCUCCCUUGCCUCUGGAUCUGGCCUGUGUGGGGGCCGAGCCCACGCCCUUCACAACUGACAGCACAAAAGGGUUUUAUAUGUUUUAGGUUGCAUUUUGAGACAGCAGCAGCAGCAAGAAUAUGAGUCAAGUCUUGGCAAGAAAUGCGAAAAAAGCCCAAAGAUGGCCUUUUAACGAACAUGUUAUAUUUUGCUUACACUCUGCAGCCUGGGGGCUGGCACCCUUCACUGCUUCCUUCCAGGAUGGGCUCCCGGCUCCUCCAAACAGCCCCACUGAGGCCACCCCUUCCCCAGAGCUGCCGGGGCAGAGAUCUGUGACAGUUGAGAUCCAAACACAGAAAUCAAGGUAAACAAUAGCCUCAGUUAGUGUGUGCUUGAAGUGGGACUUCACACAGCAUUGAAAACCCAAGAGGGGCUGCUGGGUUUACUGCGGAGAUCCUGGGAAGCACUACGGAAGAGCACUGCCCCUGGAGGCUCGGGUCUAGUGUCUCUUUUCCCCAAGCUGCACGAUUCCACAGUGUUCUUUCAGUCAGAUACUUGGCAACUCUGCCAUCUCAGUUUUGAUUUCUUUGUUUAAUUUGGGAUUGAGAUCAAAGAAAAAUCUAAAGAAACCAGGUUAUCAGGGUCAUUUUUUAAAUUUUGUGAACUGAAGUACUUCCUCGAUCAUCUGUUGAAAUAAUCACAGUUUAAGGAAAAAGUAAUUAUGAUGUGCAGCGAAUUGCAGAAAAACAGGAUUUGAACCAGUUUAGAGUCUGUUUUUCCUUCAGUGAGAAACUUACCCUUUAAAAUGUUUUCUUGAGGGUUACAUUGCUUCAGUAAAGGUAACUACAGAUCUCAAGUCUGUGUAACUUAAGUUUCAAGUAAAAUUCUUCAAACCAAAUGGAAAUUCUUUUUGCAAUCAUGGAAACAUUUUAGACUCUCUAAACUAAACUGGUUUUUCCAUAUUUCCUUAUGGAAAUUCGUUCAGUUCUUUUUCCCAUGCCUGUUCUGAUGUUAAUUUUUAAUGAGGUGUUUGCUGCUCAGGUGCAGAAUCUUGGCAACUGCCAGGUUGUAUGGUUCCCACCUCUGAGCUCUAGCUUGACGUUGGAAGUCGUGAAAGACACUGUAACAGAACAUAACUUGUUUUCAUUCAGGAUUUAUUUUAGAUACUUUAUUUGGAAAUAGGCACCGAAAAUGGAGGUCCAGGAGCAGUGAGGCUGGGGUGCCUUCACUGCGUGUGUGUGUGUGUGUGGGUGUAUGGGUGUGUGUGGGUGUGUGUAGGGGGUAUCCUGCACGUGUAGGAGGUGCCCUGCUGCUGCUGUUGAGAGAACUUCAGGGGUGUGUUUUAAGUGAUCAAACAUCGUUGACUCUUGGCUCAAAACAGCGGGACCAGGCCUUACUUCCAUUGAUAAAUACCGUUUGUUCAUAUGUCGCUUUUGGGGUUUUUUUUCUUACCCCCUACAAACAAGUCCAAGUGUCUGAUGACUUCUGGGGCAGAAACUGUGUUUUUUCCUGCCUAGUGUGUGUAGAAAGGCCUUUCUCCUUCAGCUCGUGGACACCCAGGUUGCUGCGGCCCCCUACCCUGAAGUCAGGAAGGACCUUGAGCAUGGCCGCGUGUCCUCCUGGCACUCACAAAGGGCUCGCCUUGAAUGUCACUUGCCCAACCUUGGUCUCCCAACGCAGAGGGAGCCGCCACCCCCAGGUCUCUGGGCCUCCUGGGAGGAGACUCGCAUGCAGCCACAACCUCAGGGGGCCACCCCCUCCAACCGACAGCUGCAACUGCCCUGCCUGGCCGCCGCCUCCCUGCAGGCCUCCUGUCUGGAUGAAACAACAGAACACAAGCGAGCAAAGCACCCAAAACUCGUGUCUGCCUCCCCGUUCGCCUGACUGUCCAGGGCUACGAGAAGCCCACUGGGGCCAGGUCGCCUGGCUCCUGCUUCCCCUCCCACUGUGGCCCACGGGAGGCACACGGCCUUCCUGGGGCACUGUAGCCACAGGCGCCUGCCACAGCCCCACUAGCUUCUCAGUCAUGCAGGCAAUGCAGCUGCGCCUGAUUUGUCUCCUAAAUCUUUUUCUUUCCCUGCCGCCCUUUAUUUAUCAAGCAUAAUAUUACACAUUAAAGAAGAGCAAAUAAGAACUUUGUAGAACCUCACCAGGACUUCGCUAAUGAUGAUAAUUUGAAAAUGAGAACAACGCUCUGAAAAAUAUCCACCACCAAAAUAGUUUUGUUGGCACUGUUCGCACGCAUGGUCCCCCACAUCCCCAGGUUGGGUUUUUGUUUUUUGGUUUUGGUUUUUUGGGGGGCUUUUUCAUGUUACAUCCAUAUCUGUAUUUAUAUCUUAUUUGUUUCACUUUCAAGUGUAUCAUGGCAAAUGUACAGAUUUCUUUUUUUUGUUAAUAAUGUGCUAGGAUUUGCUAAAAAAGGAAACACAAAAACCCUUUUGAGUUUGCCCUAGAAUAAAUGAGACC
Messenger RNA from Budorcas taxicolor (takin), 7778 nucleotides. RefSeq names its product cytoplasmic linker associated protein 1 (gene CLASP1). Gene Ontology annotation, biological process: mitotic spindle assembly. Bases 381 to 4928 code for a protein of 1515 amino acids. Gene Ontology annotation, molecular function: kinetochore binding; microtubule binding. Lineage: Eukaryota; Metazoa; Chordata; Mammalia; Artiodactyla; Bovidae. The record is from RefSeq and is a predicted model, not a curated record. Gene Ontology annotation, cellular component: mitotic spindle; spindle microtubule; microtubule organizing center. The transcript has 39 exons.